AAAAGGUUUUGCACUUGGUUGUAGACAAGUUGAAAUGGAAGAACGGGAUCGGUUGAUUCUGGCUCACCGGAGUCCUUACACAGACUCUCACAGAACGUCGGACACGGAGCCAGAAGUUCCACACACAAGUACAGCGUUCUUCAAGUUUCGGGAACGUCGUCGAUCUACCAUAUUCAAUAAUGACAGCAUUACAUUGACGUGGAGUGAUAUCUCUGUCACAAGACAGGACCCAACAGCGGAACCAUCUCUCUGGCAGCGAAUUAUGAGACAACGAAAUACCGAAUUCUCCGAUAGCCGAGUUAACAUACUACGAGCAGUUAGUGGCUAUGUAAAACCAGGCAUGAUGCUAACCAUACUUGGACCGAGUGGAAGUGGCAAGUCUACAUUACUGGAUACGCUGACAUUUCGUAGUGAUGGUAACCUAAGUGUACAGGGUAAUAUAAUGGCUAAUGGUGAACUUGUAGACAGCUCUAUAACUAGUGUAAUGGCUUAUGUACAACAAGAUGAAUUCUUUAUCACCACACUCACUGUCAGAGAACAUUUACAAUUCCAGGCGUUGCUCAGAAUGGAAAGGGACAUUCCGAACAAUCAACGCAUGACUCGUGUGGAAGAAGUCAUAGUUGAGCUUGGCCUGAAAGAGUGUGCCAAUGUGCGUAUUGGAGGUGUCACUGAAACCUGCGGCAUAUCAGGAGGAGAAAGAAAAAGACUCGCGGUGGCGUCCGAGAUAAUAACCAACCCACCUCUACUGAUUUGUGAUGAACCAACGACAGGACUUGACUCGUUUAUGGCUAGGACUGUGGUCAGCAAGUUAAGUGACUUAGCCAGUGCCGGACAUGCUGUCAUAUGUACUAUGCAUCAGCCAGCAUCGGAGGUCUUUUGUGAUUUGGAUCACAUAAUGUUUCUAACAGAAGGAAGGUGUGCUUACAUGGGACCCGCUACUGAGGCUGUCGACUACUUCGCUAAAUAUGGAUACAAGUGUCCAGAUAUGUACAACCCGUCUGAUUAUUUUAUUGAGACAUUGUCGAUUACCAAGGAUAUAGAUGACGCAGACCGCCAGCAGGUUGAGCCUCUCUGUGACUGCUACGAUGUUUCACAAUAUAAAUCAAAAGUCCAUGAAGUAAUACACGAUCAAAUGUUACGUGGAAGAAUACGAAGAAAGUCAAUCAUGAACAGAUUACAUCCCACGUCAAGUUCACCAUAUAAAAACGGCUGGCUUCAGCAGUUUAUGGCAUUGAUGUGGAGAGGUAGCCUUCAAGUAUUACGCGAUCCAGGACGAAUGAAACUGAGGAUCAUCAAUAGUGUCAUUACAGCUAUAUUCGUUGGCAUAGUGUCCUUUCAGAUUCCUUACACUGUGUCCGGGGCACAGGGAAUCCAAGGAUUGCUGUAUGUCAUGCUAUAUCUAAUAGGCGUGGAUUCCUACUAUCUCACAAUUAGGACUAUACAGCCUGAAUCUAUAAUGUUUUUUCGUGAGCAUUUCAAUGGAAUGUAUCGUACAGAUACAUAUUACAUAUCGAAAACGCUAGCAGAGAUCCCGACUGCUUUUUUUGUGGCUCUCCUUGCUGGGACGGCAGCUUAUUGGAUGAUAGGAUUGAACCCUGCAAUUGAACGGUAUCUUUUACAUAUAUUACUUUUGUUUCUGGUAGGAAUUGCCGCAGCCUCUCUAGGAAUAGCAGUAUCUGCUGCAUGUACCAAUGACGGCGUUGCGUUGACAGUGGCAGCCAUGAUUAUUCUGCCUAUUGAAGUAUUUUCUGGGUUUUACAUCAACGUCGAGUCGAUUCCCGUAUAUCUGCGAUGGCUUGAAUACUUAUCCUAUACCAGGUAUGGUUAUGAAUGUCUUUCAAUUACGCAAUGGUAUGGUUAUGAAAACACAGAAUGUAAUCGUAAUUCAACAAAGUGCCUUCACAGUGGUGCCAUUAUUCUUGAUAAAUAUAACUUUUACUUGGAAAACUUUCCAAGGAAUAUUGCAAUGCUAUUUGUAGUCACGAUUGUCUUUCGAAUCUUAGCGUUUUUAUUUCUACUUGGUCGGACAUACUUAAGAAUUGGACACUCAAAGAACCAAUGAAAAGACGGAAUUGAAUCAUCUGAUGUUUUACAAGAUUGCAAUACCAGAGUUCAACUUGCUUUAGGAUUGUGUUAACAUUUCGACUUGAGUAAAACGUGUAUAGAACUGUAUAGUCAUUUUUUUUAAAAUAUGAAUUUACUCUUAUUUUGUUGGCGUGGCAACCAGAAGCUGUGGUUUGAUGAUAUAAUCUUUGUUACAAUAUAUCCUGACAACAAA
Saccoglossus kowalevskii is the source of this 2278-nucleotide messenger RNA. Its product is annotated as protein white-like. Gene Ontology annotation, molecular function: ABC-type transporter activity; ATP binding; ATP hydrolysis activity. The record is from RefSeq and is a predicted model, not a curated record. Lineage: Eukaryota; Metazoa; Hemichordata; Enteropneusta; Harrimaniidae. Gene Ontology annotation, biological process: transmembrane transport. Gene Ontology annotation, cellular component: plasma membrane; ATP-binding cassette (ABC) transporter complex.